AUGAAUUCCCCCAGAAAUCUCCUCCUUGCAGUGUCCCUUUUGGCGAUCACAUUCUUUGCCUAUACCCAUGCUGCCACUUUUGACAUUGUAAACCAAUGCACCUACACAGUCUGGGCCGCUUUCUCGAGUCCCAGUCCCUCAGCUGGUGGCGGUCGAAGACUCGACCAAGGCCAGACGUGGAAUAUUGAUGUUGCCCCGGGAACUAUCCAAGGUCGGAUAUGGGGACGUACUAGUUGUAACUUCGAUGCAAAUGGUCGCGGUCAAUGUGAAACUGGAGACUGCAAUGGGCUGCUAGAAUGCCAAGGUUAUGGUAGCCCUCCCAAUACAUUAGCUGAAUUUGCCCUUAAUCAGCCUAACAACUUGGACUUUGUCGAUAUCUCUAACGUCGAUGGAUUUAACAUCCCUAUGGAGUUCAGCCCCACCACCGAUGUCUGUCGCCGUCUCGUAUGCAAUGCCCCUAUAGUCGAUCAAUGUCCAAGCGAACUACGUACCCCUGGCGGUUGUAACAACCCGUGCACAGUUUUCCCAACCAACGAAUACUGUUGCACCGAUGGACCUGGAAGUUGUAGCCCAACAGAUUUUUCAAGGUUCUUUAAGGAAAGGUGCCCGGAUGCUUAUAGCUACCCGCAGGAUGAUCCGACGAGCCUGUUCACUUGCCCGGCUGGUACCAACUACCGUGUCGUCUUCUGUCCAUCAUGA
Messenger RNA from Fraxinus pennsylvanica, 699 nucleotides. The record is from the annotation of a GenBank genome assembly. Lineage: Eukaryota; Viridiplantae; Streptophyta; Magnoliopsida; Lamiales; Oleaceae.